UGAGAUCCUUGCGUUGCUCCAACGAUACGCGGAGAGCUCACGCUGCCACUAGACUACCUAGCUUAGACCAGCUAGCUCCUAGUUAUUAGUACAGGCUGUGUAUCUCGCCGCAGCAAAGAUGGCUUUCAUAAAAGUUGAGCGUUGGUCAUGGCCACGGAACUCUCUCCAGUUUCUCAACAUCUCACGGCUCAUUGUACUUAUGAUAUACAUCGAUCCCUCCUUUGCCGCAAACUCUUCCAUUGCUACUUCUUCGGAUGUCUGGGCAGCGCUUGUCGCAAACAUUGCGCCGCUCCUCGUCCUGGUGGGCGAAAAGCAUGUGAAAGCCUACUUCAAGAUCAUGUGUCGGACUUCACACCACCUCCUCUACGCCGCGGGACCCAUCGGUCUCGUCACGGCCAUCACAACCCUGGUCCGGCUCAAUGGCUCCCCGCUGCUGAAGCGCAUCAUCGGCCGCCAGUUCGAAACCAGAGCGGAGGUGCUGGCGGAUGUUACCAGCGUAACCGCCGGCGACGUCUGUCUGGAGCUCAAGAACGGGAAGCUGGAGCAGACGACGAACCCCGAUCCCCAAGACUGGGCGCAGUUCUAUGUGCACGGCAAGAAGGUGGGCGGCGCACAGGUGGCGCUCGACUAUGCCGCUGGUUUCAGACCGAUCAUUGGCAGUAUCGCCUACGGCGCGGUGGUGACGACCAGUCAGCAGUACAUGCGCAAGUGGGGUUGGGGGAUGGUGGCAUCGUUCCGCGCUGUCGGAGACGACGCGCCCGUCAAGACGCGAAAAGUCGCAGAGGCUUAUCUGUCGGGAUCUAGUUCUUUUGAGGAUGGACAGGAUGCCGAAGAGCUGCGCGCGACGGAAGCGUGCGUAGCGGUGUAUGCGGCUUGGACGGAUGUGUCUUUCAGCCUUACCGCGAGCCAUUGCCUCGACCACGGACUGACGGAUGUGAUGAGGUUGGCAGUGGUCUUGACUUGCAUCUUGGCCGACGUGGCCGUAAUAGCCAUGAACUGGGUGCAGCAGCGUGAUAACCAGAACUGCGCACUCGUGGCCGCCGGAGUCGCCAUAUCGGUUCUUGGGAGCUUCAUUACCGCUCGCCUGGUCGAUGCUGCUUCCGACGAGACAACGAUCGACCUGACCCCGCUAUCGGCGACCAGAGCAGGGUUCUAUUCGGAACGCAUCGCCGAAGGUACGGAGCUGUCGUUCUGUCCCGAGGCUGUUGUGAUUUCGUCCGUCGCAACGAUGAGGCCCGAACGCAAGCGGCUGGUCGGUAUCUUGUCACAUUGUACAGUCGUUGUGAUGACGCUGGGGUACAUCGCGCUGUAUUUGGGCUUGAGAACAUCGCUGUGGUGGGCGCCACUGGCGCUUCUGUUAACCUUCGCCGUUGCGUCGGUGGCCCGAGCAUAUUUCGUUCCCGACGAGCUCGAGCUCCUGAAAUCCGGCGAUCCGUCCCCAUUUCCGUUUGGAGAUGUACUCGACACCAUAUCCGCCCGAGGGGACCUACUUUUCAAGGACGAAGGGUCAACUCCGAUCGCCAACGAAAAGGAUCCGAAAGACACCAGUAGCGGUUGCCAGUCCGGUAACUCGAACACCGGUACUCCUGGACUUCCCCUUCAGCUUUCCCCGGCACGUGUCGGCCCGACAUACGAAACGGUGGCGUACAGAUGUGCCUUCUCGCAAUCCACAGUUCCUUGCUCGCUAGACAACAACCGUUUCUUCAUCGCCGCAGUGCUGGCCAUUGUCAUCCGGCUACGCCGACACUCUUCCGUGGGCCGCUCGGUGCCUGUGGAAUUCACGGAGAGCACCCUUACAGAUACGACCGGGCAAGUUCUUUAUUCGGAUCUACUUGGCCGCGACGGGGUGUGGCGGCAGCCGCUCGAGAUCAUGGUCAGCGCCGUCGACAUGUACAGCGCCAACCCGAUGGACGAGUUUCUGAUCCCGCUGAAGGCGUGGUACUGGCGCGCGGAAGCCGUGCGGGCGCGGGGAUUUGCCAAAAAAAUCUCGAGCCAAAACCUCGAAACGGAGCUGAACGAGCGAGGACGGAAUAAUCAGUUCCCGAGCUUUGGAGACGACGCAGGGAGUCAGAUUGGCGAAGCGGGUUGCCUCUGGAUGGCGGUGAAGAUUGCGUUUGUCGUGUUUGGUGGGUGGACCACGUCAAGGCUGGAACAGUUCUUGGUCGCCAAUCUGGAUGCCCAGCGGGACUCUAUGUUGUCGGAAGCGGAGCAGCAGUCGUUGCUGGAGUGCUUGAAAGUGGCGGGGCUGGUGGUCGUGGUGUGAGGCACCGGUUCGGUGGAGAAGCAUAGGGGAAUGAAGUAUAGCAGAAUCAUAGGAAUAAACACGCCGUUUCCAUAUCCACGGUCCAGAGCGCAACAAGGAAAUGAAACUAGGAAAAUAAAAGGUCCGCUCCUCACUCCGCCUCGUCCUCUAUCUCUUCAUGAGGAGAAGCCAUGAAGGGGUGUGUAGGGAAGAACAGCUGGAGUGACCCGGGUACCUCGACCUCAGCGCCCUUCUCUUCCACUCGGGGAUAGCACUCGAAGAGGUGCUGCCGGGUCUGGGUCUGGGUCUUGUACCGACACCAUCCUCAGCUGGCGGCAAGGCUGCUCCCCGACUACUGGUGGUAUUACAUAUCCGGUGCGACAGU
Tricharina praecox is the source of this 2627-nucleotide messenger RNA. RefSeq lists its product as uncharacterized. The coding region runs from base 119 to 2263 and encodes 714 amino acids. The record is from RefSeq and is a predicted model, not a curated record. NCBI's taxonomy places the organism in Eukaryota, Fungi, Ascomycota, Pezizomycetes, Pezizales, Pyronemataceae. The transcript is spliced from 2 exons.